This is a messenger RNA of Rana temporaria (common frog), 1284 nucleotides long. Its product is annotated as cold-inducible RNA-binding protein B-like. Gene Ontology annotation, molecular function: RNA binding. Bases 117 to 608 code for a protein of 163 amino acids. Gene Ontology annotation, cellular component: spliceosomal complex. Gene Ontology annotation, biological process: positive regulation of mRNA splicing, via spliceosome. The transcript is spliced from 7 exons. NCBI's taxonomy places the organism in Eukaryota, Metazoa, Chordata, Amphibia, Anura, Ranidae. The record is from RefSeq and is a predicted model, not a curated record.
AUGAAUUAUUCAUAGAGUGGGCGAGGCUACACUGCGCUAUAUAAGGAGGAGCCCAGCAGUCAUUGCGCACUCUGCAUUGCUGUUCUCUAUUCGGUGUACUUGGACAAGAUCUCAUCAUGUCGUCUGACGAAGGAAAACUUUUUGUUGGAGGUCUGAGCUUUGAUACCAAUGAGCAGAGUCUGGAGCAAGUGUUCUGCAAAUACGGACAAAUCUCUGAGGUGGUUGUGGUGAAGGAUCGGGAGACUAAGAGAUCGCGUGGCUUUGGGUUUGUCACUUUUGAUAAUCCAGAUGAUGCGAAAGAAGCCAUGCAAGCCAUGAAUGGAAUGUCUGUGGAUGGACGUCAGAUUCGAGUUGAUCAGGCUGGAAAGUCCCCAAGUGACAGGAGAGGAGGCUACAGAGGUGGCUCAUCUGGAGGAGGAAGAGGGUUCUUCCGUGGAGGUGGAGGUGAUCGUGGUUAUGGAAGCAACCGAUUUGACUCCAGGGGUGGCGGCUAUGGUGGUGGAUCUCGGGAUUAUUAUGGCAGUGGCAGAAGUCAAGGAGGUUAUGGGGAUCGCUCAGGAGGAAGCUCCUACAGAGACGGCUUUGACAACUACACCUCAAACGAGUAAAAUACCUUCCUGACUCAAGAUCGUCCUUCCAAUGGCUGUAUUUAUAAAGAUUUUUGGAGCUUCGCUGAAUCAAUAAUGUGUAGUAUGUCAACUUGUGUUCACUUUUUUUAUAUAAAUUUGGUUAAUCUUGACAGCCUCACUGGUAGAAUGUGAACGGCUGUUCAGAGGGCGUUAUCCUUCGGGUACGUUUACUUUUUGUUUCAUACUGCUGUUCUGAGGCUGAUACAUGAAGCUCUUAUUUGUAAAUGAGCAGAUUCAUGCUGCAGGAAAUGGCUUUGCUCAGCAAAUGGGGUGAUGCUUCUGCAUUCGCAUCCCUGUAAAUGGGUAUGCCUCCUACUACAGCGUGGUCUUACUAGAUCUCUUGCUGUUAUGUAAAUAGUCAUGGGAUUGAAACCGUGAGCUUAUUUUGAGCUCUUAUUGUUUAAAAAUACUUUGUUUUUUUUUUUGUGUGAGGUAGUGCAGAGCCUGGGAGUGUGCUGCAAAUGACAGCUGUACCACCUUUGAUAUAACUAAAGUGAACAAAUGGAUCUGUCACAAGACGUUCUUAAAAUGUUUGUUUGUAUUGUCCUUUUUUUAUACAAAUAUUUCAUUUGAAUACUGUACUGAAGUGGUUACAGAAUUGUAUUUACUUUCUUUUUGGCUUCACGAAGCCUAUUAAAAGACAGUCUGAAAGAAA